AUGGGCGGAUCGUCGCCUCCAUUCCUUUACGGUCCCCCAGCUUCACACAGCUUCUAUGGUCCGACCGACCGUCCUUUCAACCCCAAGGCCGUGACAGAGGCGAGCUGGACUCGUCCCGCGCCCAAACCGAAGCCCAAAGGGCCGUUAAUCAACUUCAAUCGACACCCGGAUUCUUACUGCAAUAUACCAGACGGAAAGUCGCGAUGGACCCCGAUGAGCCCUCGCACAAAGGCCAAGGUGUUCUACGGUAGAAAGGUCCAACUUGGAUUUCGCGUUUUGGCUUUGCUAGGGGCUUUGGGGUCGUUGUUCUGCGCCAUUGUGGUCAAAAACGUCCCAGCGGUGAUGGUAUGGAUUAUUCGUGCCGCUCCAGCAGUAGCUAUUCUCCACGGUCUUUAUGGCAUCUAUCAUUUGUGUCGCUCUCCAGUUAUGAGAGCUCCAGGAUCCCAAGCUAGCUACAUGCUGUUCGCUUGCGUUCUGGACCUUGGACUCAUCCCGUUCUACGUGUUCUCGGCGUACUUGGGUUAUAUGCAAUAUGCAAACAGCGCCUACAACUGGAGCACUUUACUUGGAUCCCAAAAUGAUCUGGUGCAGAAGAUCGCACAGUCACUUUUCCUCCUGAGCGUGGUUAAUGGAGGCCUUCAUGCAAUCAGUCUGGGCAUCUCUAUCUUCCUAGGCUUGAUAUUCCGCGAAAUUUCCAAGUUACCUCCCGAUUUGAACCCGCUGGAAGACAACCUCACAGCUCGUCCCCACAAGCGAACCAAGUCCGAGAUAGCCGAAAAGCAUAUGAGCCAGUCAACCAUGGAUUCGGCCACGUCGGACGAUCCGCUCAUCGGCCCGCCCCGCAAGAUGGCUUUCAUGCACACCAGGGGCCAGUCAUCUGAAGGAGGCUCUAGUCGGUUCUCCUCAGACUUUGCCGGAAGCCGACAGUCGCAGACUUUCUUUCCCUCCCAGAGCCCGCGGUCUUCUAUCCCACAGAUGCCGUUCAACCAACCCAGUGAUCUGGUGGACGAUUCAAUGUAUCAAAUUCCCGAAGAACAUCCAGACAUUUUCACUAGGCCAACCUCUUCAAUCCCCCGCGGUGCCCCCGUCAUGGAGCCGUCUCCUACCGUCCCAAGUCGUUCCCUGUGUGCGAGUCCGGAAUCAGACAACUGGGUGGCUUACUCAUCUCGGGCAGCAUCCCCAGUCGACAAUGCCAAUCAAGACGAUACGGCGCGCCGUGAUCCGUCUUCCGUGUAUAGCAGGACGAACACGCCGGCGUCUGCGAAGGGUGGAAUGAUGGAUUGGGUGACUGCUGGAGGCCGGGGUAAACUGACUGGUGAAACCAUUAACGAAGAUCGGGGAGAGUAUGAGUCGGUCCCAAUCAAUGAAUACUACGGCCACGACGAUGACGACCACUACCGCCGGCAAAACGAGUUAUACGACAGCAUUGAGCAGGACAUCAGUGACAACCGCAUCAACAUUUACCAGGACUAUGAUGACCAUGAGGAACGCGCCACGGAUCUUCCAUUUAACCCGCUGGGAAUGAACCCUCCAACCCCGCAGCCAUUCCUCGAUGAGAACCUAGAUCACAGUCCCACGAACGGUCGCAUGGUCCUUUCUGAUAUUCCCAACCUGUCUCCGACACCCCCGGUCACGGUACCCUCGCUUGAAGAGGAAAAAACGGGUCGGUUCUACGGAGAUCUCCAAGAAAACACCGGACUCAACACGCUUCGCAGGGACAGCGGCUUCGGCGAAGACGCCACCGGACUAAGCCGGAAGAAAAGCAAACUAGUGAAACAGAAAACCCAAAAGAAGAAUUCUUAUGGUGUCCUCAGACAGACGGACGAUGUUGACGUUGGCGAAGAUCACGGUCCAAGUGGCCAAUCCAACGGCCUUGCUAUCGCAGAUGGUGACCGCAAGGGUCGUGUCGUGAGUAACUCGGGGGCAGAUCUCAGCCAUCACCUCGGGACUGCUUCCUCGCUGUCCUAUGGGAAAUAUAUCGCUGGAUUGGGCGUCGGUCGACGGCGGGAUGUGAGCGGCAAGUUGGCGGAAGAAGGUCGGGGAGGUGUCAAUAAGCCUGCUGGUCAAAGUCCAGCUCCGAUCAGAGCUGCUGGAUGGGCGCGGUUCGCUGGGCUGUGA
Molecule: messenger RNA, 2118 nt
Organism: Aspergillus terreus NIH2624
Lineage: Eukaryota; Fungi; Ascomycota; Eurotiomycetes; Eurotiales; Aspergillaceae
Exons: 3
Coding region: 1-2118 (705 amino acids)
Source: RefSeq, a predicted model, not a curated record